Cooperia oncophora is the source of this 372-nucleotide messenger RNA. The record is from the annotation of a GenBank genome assembly. Lineage: Eukaryota; Metazoa; Nematoda; Chromadorea; Rhabditida; Trichostrongylidae.
AUGCUGUGGCAUCGAAUCCUUGAAGUUCUGCAGACGAUGACCACCAUAACGCAACCGCCCACAGAUCUUGAACGGACAACUCUUCCAUCUGUUGGCGUCCACGGCGUGUUGCCGCGAUCAAAAUGCCCAGCUGCCGCCAGAUAUGGCAACGGUCCUCCACCAAAGUGUACUCUGCCGUCAGAUCCUAACAAUCUUCCACCAUCUCAGCUUGAAAAAUGGUUCACAAAGGAUAUGUUUGUGGACUUGUUCCCGUUUGCAAAUCUUGGUUGGGGACCCAAUCCGUGCCAGCCGUAUUCAUACGAGGCCUUCGUGAUUGCUGCACGAUAUUUCCCGAACUUCGGUACAAGCAGCCCUAAUUCGAAGAUGCAGUGA